Molecule: messenger RNA, 2220 nt
Organism: Gryllus bimaculatus (two-spotted cricket)
Lineage: Eukaryota; Metazoa; Arthropoda; Insecta; Orthoptera; Gryllidae
Source: the annotation of a GenBank genome assembly
AUGGCACGCAUGCACACCACGACCAUGGCGCUGGCCAUGUUCACUCCAGUGAGAGUGACAGCCAUAGUCACGAAGCCGGAGCAGCCGCCCGAGCCCGCCGCUCUACUGACACAGCGGCUGCCGGCCACGCACAUGGUACGCAUGCACAUCACGACCAUGGAGAAGGCCAUGUUCACUCCAGUGAGAGUGACAGCCAUAGUAACGAAGCCGGAGCAGCUCCCCGAACCCGCCGCUCUACUGACACAGCGGCUGCCGACCACGCACAUGGCACGCAUGCACACCACGACCAUGGCGAAGGCCAUGUUCACUCCAGUGAGAGUGACAGCCAUAGCCACGAAGCCGGUGCGCGUGCGGCACGAGCUCGCCGGACCAUCGCCACCGGUGCCGCUGCGUAGGGCACGCAUGCAUCGUAAUCGGACGGAUGAUGCGUUUGUAAACUGGGGCAGCGCGGCGUGCACUGGCCGCGCUGAUAAGGGUGCUUGCGUGUGCUUGCAGGCGUCCGUUCAGCGACGGGAGCAGCGGCAGCCACGAGGGAGAGGCUGUGCCAGCUCGGCGCAGUACUACAGUAAUAAAGAAAUGAGGCGCCAGGAGUACAGUGACGAGGACGGGGCCUCGGAGGACACGCCCGAUGAGGAUACGCAGGAGAGCGACUGCGAGGACGUAGGGACGGUGCCUGACGAUGAGGCGGACCCCACCGAGUACCGACGCAGGAAGCGCCAGGUGUUCAGUGACGAGGACGGGGCCUCGGAGGACGCGCCCGACGAGGGUACGCAGGAGGCGAGCGCCCUCGGGGACGAAGGGCCGGGGCCCGACGCCGACGGGGCGGACGGCGCCGACGCCACAGAAUACCGCCGCAGGAGACGUCAGGUGUUCGAGGACUCGGGCGAGGACGAGAACUCGCAAGAAGACAUUCCUGACGAGGAUGAGGGUGAGGAUGAGGACGGCGGCGACGAGGCGCCGGCGCCUGAGGUCGAGGGCGCACCUGACACCCUCGCCAUCGAAUAUCGUCGCAGUACAAAACUGAAAGUUGAACGACUGUUUACUGACUAUACAAAAGAUGUACUUAACGAAUACUGUACUGAUUGCUAUAUUAACGAAGACUCUUCAGGCAGUACAAAUGAGCCAAGUUGCCAAGUGGACCGCCUGUUAGUUGCGCUUCCUCCCCGAGCGGACAGUGACAAGGCCGACCGACCCAGCGCGGCCGCUCGGCGGCGCCACAGUCGCACGCUGCUGGCUGCGUCGCGGCGUUUAGGUGACGCAGCGCGGACACCUACCUUGAGUGCCGACCAGGAUGAGCGGGAUGUCUGCAGCACUGCGGAAGUGCGCCAUCUUGGUGUAGUAGUUGUAGAUGGCGUUGAAGCUCGCCUCGUUCUCCAGGCUGAACACGAAGAUGACGGCGUCCACCCAGGCCGUGAACUGCAACGCGAAACAGAUACCAAAGACUUAGUGGCCGCGUCGCGCCCGAGGCACAGUGCGGCGGGCCCGCGCUGCGCCAGGGAAGGCCGCAUCGGCCCGCGCGCGCUGACACGCCUCCCUGCGCCCCGCGCUGGGCGCCAAAUAGGCGCACGCACCCCGCGCUGCCGCCGCUGUUUGCCCGGGAGGUCAGGGGCACCGCCCGCGACCCACUUCCCUCCGACACGGUCGGGUCGAUACCCCCCGCCACCCUCCUCUCCGUGUGGUUCCUCCUCCGCCUCCCACCCGCUCCAAAAGGCGGUGGCGCGCGGCGGGCCGCCAGGAGCCGAGGUCCCCGGCACCGCGCCAAGGCGCCCCGCCUCCAACCCCGCGUAUCGCUUAAAUACGCUGGGACAUCUCAGCAUUGAUAAUAGAGAUAAAUCUUAUUUUCUUAUACUAUUUGUUAUUGGAUUCUACGAACUAAAUAAAACCUUAUUAAAAUUUUACAAUACUUGUUUUGGUUGUUCGGGUAAUUAUGCUCGAGCUAAACAAUUUAGAAUAUUGAAAGUGAAUUUCUGUUCUUUAAGAAUAAAAUGGUAUUUCUGCAGAAGAAUACUUACUGAACAAAGACGUUUUAGAAUGCGGCGACGAAUUAUAAAUACGAAAAUUUUCAGAAUUCCUUUUGAAAUACGAAACACACUGAAAAAUGCUCACAAAAUAUCCUCAAGUGAUGAAAUGUCCUUUUUCGAGAGCCUAAGUGCUCAAAUAACAGCUCUGGGUUUAUGUUUCUUGGAAGACUCCAAAAUGAGCUUUCUUUCUUUAAAAUGA